Molecule: messenger RNA, 348 nt
Organism: Ambispora gerdemannii
Lineage: Eukaryota; Fungi; Glomeromycota; Glomeromycetes; Archaeosporales; Ambisporaceae
Source: the annotation of a GenBank genome assembly
AUGAAAGAAGAACUAAACGAUAUUGAAAAUUCCGAUCUUGAGGAACUACGUGAGGUAAUUUACACCGUAAAAGAUCCUGGACCAUAUUCGUCGGAUGAAAACGUAAUAAAAGCUGUCGACGAAUGGAUCAAUUCCAAAAAAACAACGCGAGAAAAAGUAUUUAAAUUACUUAGUGAGAAGGCUGAUGAUCUUAUUUACGCAUGUAUGCUGGGACUUUUUUAUCAUUACGGUAUUGGUGUCAAAUUUAACCGUCUGAUAGCAUUUACCAGCUAUCAAUAUGCUGCUAAAUCUAGCAACGACGCGUUUGCGCAAAAUCAAGUAAUUUUACAUUCUUUCUUUAAUUUUUAG